CUUCCAGUGACAUUGAAGAGCACAAUGGCUAGAUUGUUAAGUGCGCUCUGCUUUCUUUGUUUCGUCGCAUUCGAUACUUGCCUUUCGGUCAACAAGAAUAGAGAACAUCAGCAGAAAGCAAAGCGUACUACUCGGCGAUCUGAUCUGACUACCUUAUGUCCGACGACUGACAACGAAAUUCCACGAAACUGUCAUCAUGCCCUCCAACUUGGCAACUCCCAUAGUGGUGUCUAUGAAAUCGACCCACGUGAUGGCCACGAUUCACUCAAGGUCUACUGUGACAUGAAGACGGACGGUGGAGGAUGGACUGUAAUACAAAGAAGAAAAGACGGAUCAGAAAAUUUUUAUCGCACUUGGACUGAAUAUGAAGAAGGUUUUGGAGAGCUGUACGGCGAGUUCUGGCUUGGACUUGACAAAAUCCAUCGUUUGGCAGUUGACGUUACUCUGCGAAUUGAUAUGAUGGCACCCGAUAGAAGUAAGGCAUAUGCUAGAUACGAAGACUUUACUAUUGGAAACUCGAUUUCCAAGUACGUUAUGUACAUUGGACGAUACCAUGGAACAGCAGGUGACGCGCUAUCGAUUCACAAUGGAAUGAAGUUUACAACCAAAGACCAAGACAAUGACCAGAGCAGCAGGAACUGUGCCCAAUCGUUCUCAGGAGCUUGGUGGUACACAAAGUGUCAUAGCAGCAACUUGAACGGCGUCUACGCAUACGGAAAUUCAAGCAACAAUCUAGUUGUCUGGCGAGGUUUCAAAUACCCGCAGUCUUUGCAAAAAGUAGAAAUGAAACUGAAAUGAACAAGAUCUGAAAAAGAUACAUUCAGUAGACGUUACCUUGCAUGGUUAGAAAAUCUUGACGAAAGAAUGUUGUUCAACUUGGCGCCUAGUGUUUUCAUAUUGCGUUGGUACGAAAAUGCUACCUACUAGAAAUGGUUCACAAAUUGAUGUGUUGGAAAUAAUUAGUGUUAUGUCCGACUGA
Messenger RNA from Corticium candelabrum, 979 nucleotides. Its product is annotated as fibrinogen C domain-containing protein 1-like. NCBI's taxonomy places the organism in Eukaryota, Metazoa, Porifera, Homoscleromorpha, Homosclerophorida, Plakinidae. The coding region runs from base 25 to 798 and encodes 257 amino acids. The transcript has a single exon. The record is from RefSeq and is a predicted model, not a curated record.